AUAAUAAGCUCUUUACUCCACUGAUAACAGUUCUCUGACUAACAGAAGACAUGAAGGCGUCUUUCAAUAUGACAAGUUGGAUGAUACAUUGUGGAUUUUAAAUUGUAAUAUAUUCGCGCUUUGGGGUUUUAGGACUGCAGUUUUACACCACAACGAAAAGAAGAAAAUUAUUCUUAUACACUUUAUUUUUUUAUCUGCCACCAUGGAGUCUAAUAAAAAGCAGUUGACUCUACAGCUGCUGAUGGCUGCUGGGACUGCUGUGAUCGGCUCCCUGCAGUUUGGCUACAACACAGGAGUCAUCAAUGCCCCUCAGAAGAUCAUCGAGACUUUCUACAAUGAGACGUGGCAUAAGAGGUAUUCAGAGUACAUGCUGUCGAGCACACUAACUACACUCUGGUCUGUAUCGGUGGCCAUCUUCUCAGUAGGUGGCAUUUUCGGCUCCUUCUCAGUUGGGCUGUUUGUAAACCGCUUUGGCAGGAGGAACUCAAUGCUCAUUGUUAAUGUUCUGGCCUUCAUAGCUGCUGCAUUAAUGGGCUUUUCCAAGCUGGCUGAAUCCUGGGAGUUGCUUAUUAUUGGACGCUUCAUAGUGGGCCUUUACUCUGGCCUGUCCACAGGCUUUGUACCAAUGUAUGUUGGAGAAAUUGCCCCAACUUCAUUACGUGGGGCACUGGGCACACUUCAUCAGCUUGGCAUUGUCAUUGGCAUCCUCAUAGCACAGAUUUUUGGUAUGAAAGAAAUCAUGGGAAACCCAACAAUGUGGCCCUUCCUACUUGGCUUUACUUUCAUCCCAGCCUUAUUCCAGUGUGCCCUGCUCCCCUUCUGCCCUGAGAGCCCACGCUACCUCCUCAUCAACCAGAACGAAGAGGAAAAAGCCAAGACUGUGCUGAAGAAGCUCCGUGGCACUGAUGACGUGGCUGCAGACAUGCAGGAGAUGAGGGAUGAGAGCAUGCAGAUGAUGAGGGAGAAGAAGGUCACCAUCCCUGAGCUGUUUCGCUCAUCACUCUAUCGCCCGCCCAUCUUCAUUGCCAUCAUGCUGCAACUCUCCCAGCAGCUCUCUGGUAUCAAUGCUGUUUUUUAUUUCUCCACUGGUAUAUUUGAGAAAGCAGGGGUGUCUGAGCCGGUCUAUGCCACCAUUGGUGCUGGAGUUGUUAACACAGCAUUCACAGUUGUGUCUCUGUUCAUAGUGGAGCGAGCUGGUCGAAGAUCAUUACAUCUCAUAGGGCUGAUGGGAAUGGCUGUGUCUUCUGUUCUCAUGACCAUAGCUAUGGCACUACUAGAUCAAGUGCAAUGGAUGUCGUAUGUCAGCAUCGUAGCCAUCUUCAGUUUUGUGGCAUUUUUCGAGAUCGGACCAGGCCCAAUCCCAUGGUUCAUUGUGGCAGAACUCUUCAGUCAAGGUCCCCGGCCUUCUGCCAUCGCUGUUGCUGGUUUCUCCAACUGGUUUGCUAACUUUUUGGUGGGAAUGUGUUUCCAGUAUGUUGAGGAACUGACAGGCCCGUACGUUUUCAUCAUCUUCACUAUCUUCCUGCUGAUAUUCUUCGUCUUCACCUACUUCAAAGUUCCUGAGACUAAAGGCCGGACAUUUGAAGAGAUCUCUGCAAGCUUCCGCUCAGGGGCAGAGAAAUAUUCCCAAGAUGAUCUGAACACACUGGGGGCAGAUUCCCAGUUCUGAGAGCACUACGUCACGUUUAUACAGUAAUGUAAUAAACUAAUCAAUUGAGUGUCCUCAGCUAUAGCAUGGUGGAUAUGUUCAAAAUUGCAAACUACUAUAUUACUUCUAAUAGGAAUUCAGUAGGUUAUGCAAUGUUUACUAUGCACUUGUGUUGUCACGAUACUGGAUUUUCUAACUUUAUGAUACCUUGAAAAAUAUCAAUAUUCAAAAACAUUUUUUGAUACCAUGGGGAAAAACUGCAUAAGAUUUUAGAUUUUUAAGAUAAAUAUGACAACCCUAGAACAUGACAAUUAGGUAUAUUCUUGCAUUAAUGAAAACUUCCUUAGGUGGUAAAACACUGGAGACAAGCUAAUGGAUUUGCAAAUGUUCACUUCUUUUUUGUCAUGAGAAGUAUUAUUUUUGGCAUUUUACAGUAUUACCCAGAAUAGGGUGGUGUGAGCAUUAUGGAGUGCUAUAAACACGUCAAGUCAAGUCAGUUUUAUUUAUAUAGCGCUUUAAACAAAACAGAUUGUGUCAAAGCCGGCAAGGACUGCAUCAGUGACAGAAUGUAGAAACAACCUGAGAAACCGAGACGUUUCCUAUACAUUGAGGUUUCAUAUCCAAUCAUAUUUUGACCUCCAGUAAAUUAACUCAACUAAUAAAUUUGUUAUCCUAUGCAAUAUAUAUAUAUAUUUAUUUAUUUAAGAUUUGUGCAUAAUGUUUAAUGUGUGUGUGAUGAGGAGAAUUUAGUAUUGUUCAUUUGUCAGAACUGCAAUAAUUGUUGACAUCCUGUCUAUUUAUUUCACAUAUUGCUAAGAAUUAUGAAUGAAACAGGCUUCUAAUAUUUCUUAUGUAAAGAUAUAUUUAUAUUUGUUUUAGUGUUUUCAAUUAACAUGGCAUAGAUUGACACAGAGCCAUUCAUCCAAAGGAUGUAAAUAUAUUCAGGUUUACUAAAGCAAAUUGUUUUAAUAGAUGUGCUUAUUAUUUAGAAUUUUUUUUUUAAAAUCUUUCUAAAAGAUGAGAUAUGGUUUUGUUUGGUAUGUCAAAGAAAUUGUAUUAGAAAUCCAAGAAAAAAUGUGCCAAGACAUGUCCUUGCUGGGUAUGCUACUUUUUUUCUAAAUAUUAAAUUUUUAGUUGGAAAUAAAUCAUACAAAC
This is a messenger RNA of Carassius auratus (goldfish), 2803 nucleotides long. Its product is annotated as solute carrier family 2, facilitated glucose transporter member 1-like. Gene Ontology annotation, cellular component: apical plasma membrane; plasma membrane; basolateral plasma membrane. Gene Ontology annotation, molecular function: D-glucose transmembrane transporter activity. Gene Ontology annotation, biological process: dehydroascorbic acid transport; response to insulin. Lineage: Eukaryota; Metazoa; Chordata; Actinopteri; Cypriniformes; Cyprinidae. The record is from RefSeq and is a predicted model, not a curated record. Bases 203 to 1669 code for a protein of 488 amino acids. The transcript is spliced from 10 exons.